This is a messenger RNA of Monoraphidium neglectum, 1158 nucleotides long. RefSeq lists its product as hypothetical. Lineage: Eukaryota; Viridiplantae; Chlorophyta; Chlorophyceae; Sphaeropleales; Selenastraceae. The transcript is spliced from 5 exons. The annotation marks the transcript as partial. The record is from RefSeq and is a predicted model, not a curated record.
AUGGGAAACUGCAAAUCCGUACCCGAUGUCGAGGGCAACACCAUCGCGGAGCUCCGAGCGUCAGCCUGGGCACGUGCAGCAUCAUUUAGCGUUGGCUCCCAGCAGGAGCGGCCGGCUGACGCCAGCCGCCCAGGCAGCGCGGAUGUCAACGGGCUGCAGCAGCAGCUGGCCCUCGUCCACGCGAGCCCCCUCUUGCGCCUGCCAGAAGCCGCGGAGCUGCUGGCGGCGCAGCUGGAGGCGGACCUGGUCGCCAUCUGGGUGGUGACCCCCGCCGACCCGUCGACCUCUGUCCUGAUGGCGAGCCACGGCAAAGGCGUGUCAGCGCUGCGGAAGUGCGUCGUCGUGCGGCCGCCGGCGGAGGACUCUGACAGCUCAGGCAUCUGCCUGGGGGCGGCGUGCAGCCUCAACAUUCCGGACGCGACAGCCCUGGGGGCCACCCUGGAGCCGGCCGAGCUCUGGCAGGGCCCCGCGGGCCUCCGCAGCUUUGUGCAGGUGCCCAUUGGCACCGCCUCCAACCCCCUGGGCGUCCUGCUGCUCGCCAAGUCCCAGCCCAGCGCCUUCAACGGCCCCUGGUGGCACGUGCAGCUGCGGCUGGCCGCCACGGGGCUGCUGCCGCACGUGCGGCAGGGGGCCGUGGAGCGGGUGGCGGAGCUGCUGAGGGCCAUGGACGCGAGCGAGGACCCCUUCCAGCUGGUCGGGACGCUGCUGCGGGGCGCGAGGGACUUCCUGCUCAAGGCGUGCACGCUGCAGGCCACCGCGCGCUUCGCGCUGCUGCAGCCCCGCGGCUGCCCCGACGCGCUGCUCUUCGAGACCCCCGCCCACCUCGCCCCCGGCUCCGCCUCCGGCGCCAGGGGCUCCGAGGCCCACUCAGACUGCAGUGACCCGGGAGAGAGGGAGGUCGUGGCCAGCAUGCUCCGCGUCGCCAACACGCUGCUCGGCGCGUCCGUCGCGCAGCGCCAGGCGCGCUUCGUCUCCGACGUCGGGCUCUACAUGCAGUGCUGCCCGCGGCCGGCGCGCGACAUCUUCACGCGCGCGAGCAGGGUGGUGUCGUCGAUCGUGGUGGUACCGCUCAUCGCGGGCGACGCGCCGCCGCUGGGGGCGCUGUACUUUGCGCUCGACACGCCCUGCGAGUUCGCCAACAUACAGGAGACGCUGCUG